AAUCAAAUCCGCAAUUCAUUGUACGUUCUUCGUAAAGCGAGGUUUUACGUGUUUUGAUACAGAGUUAUUCGAUUUUGUUUGUGAAAUAUACAUCGGUAGAGAACAUGUCGUCGAGAUACGAUCGCGCUAUUACCGUCUUUUCACCGGACGGCCACUUGCUGCAGGUAGAGUACGCCCAGGAAGCGGUCCGCAAAGGAUCGACCGCAAUCGGUGUGCGCGGUAAGGAUGUUGUGGUACUCGGCGUAGAAAAGAAAUCGGUCGCCAAACUGCAGGAAGAACGUACCGUCCGGAAGAUUUGUCUGCUGGACCAUCAUGUCGUGAUGGCCUUUGCUGGCCUAACGGCCGACGCUCGUGUGCUGAUCAAUCGCGCCCAGGUACAGUGUCAGUCACACAAACUCUCGGAGGAAGAUCCCGUUACGCUGGAGUACAUCACCCGCUACAUUGCUGAGCUGAAGCAGAAACACACGCAGAGCAACGGACGUCGUCCUUUCGGCAUUUCCUGCCUGAUCGGUGGCUUCGACUAUGACGGCGUGCCGCAUCUAUACAAAACGGAACCAUCCGGUGUGUACUGCGAGUGGAAAGCCAACGCUACGGGCCGCUCGGCGAAGACGGUGCGCGAAUUCUUGGAGGAGCACUAUUCUCCGGCCGCGGUCAGUACAGAGGAGGGAACGAUCACGCUAGCAAUACGGGCCCUGCUUGAGGUGGUGCAGUCUGGACAGAAAAGCCUAGAGGUUGCUGUGAUGAGACGCGACGAACCGAUGAUGAUGCUGGACGCUCAAACGAUUGAAGAGUACGUGAAAAAGAUCGAACUAGCGAAGGAGGAGGAAGCAGAGAAGAAAAAGGCGAAGAAGUGAUUUACCCUCGCGGAACCGCAUUUUCGAACUGCACUGUCAUGUUUUCUUAUGUCUAAUUUCGCGAAGGACUUCGGAGGAUCAAGUCUGAGGCGGUGGUUGAUAUAAAGUAUUGCAUUAAAAUCACUGAAUACACUUGAUGGAAUGGA
This is a messenger RNA of Anopheles moucheti, 1000 nucleotides long. It is a transcript of the gene Prosalpha4, whose product is annotated as proteasome subunit alpha type-7-1. Gene Ontology annotation, biological process: ubiquitin-dependent protein catabolic process. Bases 105 to 854 code for a protein of 249 amino acids. NCBI's taxonomy places the organism in Eukaryota, Metazoa, Arthropoda, Insecta, Diptera, Culicidae. Gene Ontology annotation, cellular component: proteasome core complex, alpha-subunit complex; proteasome core complex; nucleus. The transcript has a single exon. The record is from RefSeq and is a predicted model, not a curated record.